This is a messenger RNA of Cooperia oncophora, 318 nucleotides long. NCBI's taxonomy places the organism in Eukaryota, Metazoa, Nematoda, Chromadorea, Rhabditida, Trichostrongylidae. The record is from the annotation of a GenBank genome assembly.
AUGACUGCUUCCGAUACAUCGUCUUGUCCGGACUGCCAUUCACGUACUGUACGUUGGCGGAACACUUUGUCCGGCUUGCUUUAUGCGAUAUUCUGUUUUCCAUGUGGGAUCUAUUGCUGUCUUAAACGACGACAACAGCACUGCUCACAGUGCGAUUGUGAUGUAAUCAAGUGCUCUCGUGGGGCGGCAGUGACCUUCCCUCGGCUACUCUUACCGUGGAUACGACACGAUGGAGAAAGGAAUACCGGCGUCAUUGGCCGUCGCCUACAGAAAUACCGCCUAUACGGGCAGUUCCCAUUCUUCGACUGGAAUUCCUGA